Molecule: messenger RNA, 1133 nt
Organism: Salvia splendens (bonfire salvia)
Lineage: Eukaryota; Viridiplantae; Streptophyta; Magnoliopsida; Lamiales; Lamiaceae
Product: biotin carboxyl carrier protein of acetyl-CoA carboxylase 2, chloroplastic-like
Exons: 6
Coding region: 224-973 (249 amino acids)
Biological process (GO): fatty acid biosynthetic process
Cellular component (GO): acetyl-CoA carboxylase complex
Molecular function (GO): acetyl-CoA carboxylase activity
Source: RefSeq, a predicted model, not a curated record
CGACGCCUUUGCCCCUCGACCGCAUCGCCUUCUCUCUCUCUAACACACACACAGAGACAUCGUUUCUUCUCCUAGUCGCACUUCAUUCCUAUCGCCUACUUCCUGCCUACCUAAUUCUUCCAUAUUUUCCAUCGGAUUCACAUCUACGAUUGCAAUUACAUUCCUUCUUUCUACGUUGAUUCAUCGUUUACUUUUGUUGCUGAAGCAACAAUAGUAUUAAUCAAUGUCUUCUUUCAGCGUCCAAGGCCCGAAGGUUUCGCCUCUCCUGGCCGCUUCAUCGCAGCCGGCUCAUAGACGGCACUUAAUUGCUUCCUUUCCUCGAUCGGAUUGCAGAUCAACUCCUGCGUUGACAACAACAGCUCAGUUUCAGGCUGUGGUCGAAAAGGUUCCAAAUGCUACUCCAGCUCUAGAGACAGUGCCUAUCCUAGAAUCUGAAAAGCAAGAUGAAGUUCCAGAUGCAUCCUCUAUUUCAACUUUUAUGAACCAAGUGUCAGAUCUUGUCAAGCUUGUGGAUUCAAAAGGUAUUGCAGAGUUGCAGCUUAAACAAUUGGAUAUUGAAAUCCUUAUCCGGAAAAAGGAAGCACUGCCACAGUCAUCAAGUCCAGAUCCUGUUUACCUCAUACCACCUCCUACAUACCAGUCUGAACUACCACCAAGCACUCCUGCUCCGGAAUCUGUGGCCUCUAGACCGUCAUCUCCCACUUCAGCACCUGCACCAACAAAAUCAACGUCAUCACAUCCCCCAUUGAAAUGCCCAACGGCUGGAAACUUCUAUCGUUCUCCAGCUCCUGGCGAACCACCUUUUGUGAAGGUUGGGGAUAAGGUGCAAAAGGGACAAGUAAUAUGCAUCAUCGAGGCUAUGAAACUGAUGAAUGAUAUUGAGGCUGAUCACUCUGGCACUGUAGUUGAGAUUCUUGUAGAUGACGGGAAACCCGUCAGCUUGGAUAUGCCUUUAUUUAUAAUCGAGCCAUGAAGAACCAAGUGCACCUCUCAUGAAAAACAACAAUUAAAGCUCUGAAGUGAGAGAUUUAUUUGCCUUCUUGAAAUGUACACUGUGAAAUUAGGACAAUGCUGUUCUUGUUGUAAUGAUGUUUACUAAUUCUGGUGUUAAUUUAUAAUCUUCAAAUAAUAAA